AUGAGCGGCGGCCGUGGUCCUCUGCUUGCUGCCAUCCUACUGCUGGCGCAUGCCGUCGUCACAUCCCAAGGUGCAGCAACAACAGAGGCAUCAUGCAUGGGAUCGGCUUGCACACUGCAAGUGUCUGCCGCGCUCCCGCCAGAGCACACGCUCUUCCUCGCCCUGAACCACCUGCGCUACGCUGCUGGAGCCCCCCCUCUCUGCAACUCCACUGUGCUGAGGGCGGUCGCGCGCGAGUGGCUGCGCAACCUGUGGCUCGCAGGGCUCACGCCUGACUGCCGGAAUGGAUCGCUGGGAGAUGCUGCUACAGCCGGUGCUGCUACUGCAGGUGCUCUUUUUGCGAGUGUGGUGGUGGCUGUGGUUGUGGUUUAA
Messenger RNA from Closterium sp. Yama58-4, 372 nucleotides. The record is from the annotation of a GenBank genome assembly. Lineage: Eukaryota; Viridiplantae; Streptophyta; Zygnematophyceae; Desmidiales; Closteriaceae.